This is a messenger RNA of Sphenostylis stenocarpa, 357 nucleotides long. The record is from the annotation of a GenBank genome assembly. NCBI's taxonomy places the organism in Eukaryota, Viridiplantae, Streptophyta, Magnoliopsida, Fabales, Fabaceae.
AUGCCAGCUGAAGCAACUCCAUUUGUUCAAAUAUCGGAGGGAUACAUCAUACACGACAAGAAUGAAGAUGAAUAUGUAGUUUUCACCCUUCUUGAUUCGGUUUUGGCGUUGCUUUUUGAACGGGGAAAGGUGCAGAAGAGAGAGUCCAUGAAUUUCAGUCGAACUGAAUCCACUAAUGAAGAAUCUCUCCUUUAUUUACAUCAAAAGUUUGGCUUAAAUUCUGCAACGUUGUAUAGAUUCAUUGGAGAGAGGAUGAACCAGCAAAGUAGGAACAUAAAAUCUGAAAUGGGUCAUGUGGCAAACAAGGAUAGGGUUGAAUGGAACACGUAUUCAGAUGAUUCCGGCCUCCGCAACUGA